This is a messenger RNA of Clarias gariepinus (North African catfish), 1401 nucleotides long. It is a transcript of the gene wdr89, whose product is annotated as WD repeat domain 89. The transcript is spliced from 3 exons. The record is from RefSeq and is a predicted model, not a curated record. NCBI's taxonomy places the organism in Eukaryota, Metazoa, Chordata, Actinopteri, Siluriformes, Clariidae. Bases 192 to 1337 code for a protein of 381 amino acids. Gene Ontology annotation, molecular function: protein binding.
AUAGUGUUGCACACGGAGCGGAAGCGGAAACGGAAUACAAGCAGACCAGUGUGUUACAAACAUGUAAGGUUAAAACCUAAAGAGGAGAAAACGAAAAGAGUUUAUUCUUCUUAUUUAAGGAGCCGUGAGAAGUUUUAGACUCUUAAAAGUCGGCGUUUUAGAGAAAGCGCCAAUACUUAUGCUCCACUCUUAUGGAUUCCCUCAAAGACACCUUCGAGGCGCUGUCGAUCUCCAGACGCUUGCAGCCCGACGAUCCUUCGUACGUCUUGGACUUGAGUGUUUCCCCUGUAGACCUCGUCGCCGUGUCCUGGUCCAGUCACGCUGUUCGCCUGCAUGCUAAAGAGACCCUCCGCGUUCUGGGAGAGUAUCAGGGCCACACAGGGGCCGUGUUCGGGGUUCGGUUUUCUCCGUCUUCGUCCGAUCUGCUCUAUAGCGGCUCUUCAGAUGGGACGCUGCGAUGCUGGGACGUGCGUCGGCCCGGUUCCUCUGCGGUCCGAGUGUUCAGGAGUGACCCGGAUCACUCGUACUGUUCGUUCGACGUGAGCUGUAACGGAACGGUGGUGUGCGCUGGCACAGAGCAGAUGGCUGACGACAGCUUCCUGGUGUUCUGGGACUGCCGGAUGACGGGAGGUGGAGCCAAACAGAAAGGGCUACUAGGGGUUUACUCGGAGUCGCACAGUGAUGACAUCACAGCUGUGCGCUUCCACCCGAAACAGUCCGACAGGCUGGCGUCGGGUUCGACAGACGGCCUGGUGAAUGUGUUCGAUCUGAGUUUGGGAGAAGAAGACGACGCCCUCGUCACCACGUGCAACUGUGACUCCUCUGCUAGCGCCCUCUGUUGGUCAGGUAAAAAUCAUGACCAGCUGCUGUGUGUGACUCACGACGAAGGCCUCCGUCUGUGGGAUUUGUCUCGUCUGGACAGCGACGACUCGUUCACGCUCUUCAGUUCAUCCGACGCCCGAACUCUCGUCUCUUUACCCAAAGGAGCGUCUCUUGACUACUUUGUGGGCGGAACGUGGCUGGAGGAAGCAGGCCGACUGGUCGUGGUGGGCGGAUCCCACAACGGAGAGCUCCACCUGCUGGACUGCACUGGCAGUGAACUUAAGCUGAUGAAGUCACUGAUCGACGGCCAUUCGUCCACAGUGAGGUGUUUCCAGUGGGACACGGUGGACGGGGCCUUGCUGACGGGCGGCGAGGACGGCCAGCUGCUGCAAUGGAAGGCGGGAGCCGAGGAGAUCAGCGUGGGGAAGAAGGACAGCUUUAAAAGCGUCUCGUCCAUGCAACUGAAAUCAAAAUCACACAGGAAGCAGGAAGUGACAAGAGAGAAAAAACACUGAUUUUACUUUUCAUCCUUUCUAUAAAGGAUAAUAGUUUUUAAAUUUCUAAAUAUGGAUUAUAUUU